AUGCCCAACACGGGCCGAGUGUGCCGACGCGAGUAUCGCCGCCUGGGGGUACGUGAUGCGAAGAGAGGCGACGAUGGGCCGCGAGCCGCUCGUGGCAUCCGCUGGUUGUGUGCCGCAGGUCACCGAGGAGGAGUUCAAGAGGUUCGUCAACAAGAGGCAGCUGAAGGAGCCGCGCACGCCGACAGCCAGCACCAGCAUCAGCAGCAAGGGCAGCUUCAAGGUGAGCACAGUGCCGCGCACACACUUCCACGCAUUCAGACGCCUGCAUGCCUGUCAUUGUCUGUCUGCGUGUGUGUGUGUGUGCUCUGAUCACAGGAGUUCAACUUGUUUGACGAGGAGGACGUGAGUGCGACGCACGUGAAGCUCUCACACGCAACUGAGGAAUCGCUGCUGUAUGCGUUUGACAGGCGUUCGUGGCCCUGCCCGCCAAGACCGAGGUGCCCGACAAGGCCACCAUCAAGGUAUGCAGAGGCGUCACACACGCACACAUUGCUGGCAUGUGUGAAUCUGUGCACAGGACGUCGACGAAACUUGCGUCGUUGGCACAUAUUGAGAAUGACACACGCAUUGGCACAUUAAUACGGAUCCCCCUGGAUGGCUAUGUCAUAUGUGCAGGGCAGUGAUUGCUGUCUACGUUUUAUAUCCUGUCGACCUCUAGCUCUCUUUCCUCUGCCGCAGCAUGGGAACGACGAACCCGAUCAUCAUGCCACAGCGGUGCGGCCGCAUUGGCAUCCCGUCUGCAGAUGGCUGCUUACAUUUUGUAUUCGACGUUUGUGUCUCCAAAGCGACGACAGACAACGUAUAGACAGACUCGGGGCGAAGAGAGGUGGAGGACUGUUCUUACUGUCUCCAUGCUGAUGUCUCUUCUGGUUGCUGUGUGCAGAUCGAUCGCUGUCUACACUUUAUAUCUGUCGGCCCAUUACAGUCACAUGCCGAUGCUCGUCAUCCCGGGCGCUGCACAUCGACCGCAUCGACGGCCCGGCGGCAUCACAGGUGCGUAAGUGAGGGAGAAAAGAAGAGGCUCAUCGACAUUUACUCAUGUCUCCCCUCUUCUCCUGUUUGUCUAUGCGUAUUCAUGGCCGCUUCGGCGGCCACCGAGAGGUCUACCAAGGGCCCGCUGGCGGCCACCGAUGUCCACAGAGGCUGGCUUGGCCGUGGAUUGCCUCAGCACAUGUGCAGCGUACCGCCGUCAAGACCGUCAAGUACGGGGCCGCCAACAAAGAGAUGCUGCUGCUCCCAGGUGGGGCCACACACAGAUAGAUGGAUGGAUGGAUGGAUAUGUUGUCUUGCUCGGUGUUGUUAGGUCACUUCACGUCCAUCCAGCAGAUCGGCAACUCCCCCUCCCUGCAGGCCGACCUCACGCACCGCAUAGUCCACAACGAGACGCUGCUCGCUGUCAUUCAAAACGAGGAGGCACGUCCACCUAACACACAAUGCACACCUAUCCACCUAUGUGUGGACGUGUCUGUGACGCAGCGAAAGUUCAAUGGGACUCAGGCUGAGUUCCACGCCCGCAGCAACAACAAGUACAAGGGCAGACGCGCCAUGACAUCAUACGCACACACACACAGACAGGCAGACACGAGGUGCAUUCCCCUGUGUGUUGUCUGUGUUUAUGCAGGGGUCAGGGCCUCUCAACCACCUACCGACCCUCUUCCUCACCGAGCCAUUCAUAGCGCGGCUCUUCCAGGACAUCAACCAGCGAAGCAGAGGCAGGAACGGUGGUGUUGGUAGGGCUGUGGGUGAGGCUGGGCAGCACAUGUGUGUAAGAGAGAGAUACCUUACACACACUGUACUGUGUCGAUCGAGAGCGUUGUUGGUGCGGCGGUGCGGUUUGUGUGUGUGGCAGAGCUUUCCGGCGGUUCAGUCUCGUCACCACGAGGUAUGCAAUUGAAGAUGAGCCGUGGCACAUGAGAUCUCACCUGCCGUCCUUUCUGUGACGCAUUAGGGCCGCAGCUACCGCCACCACCACCACCACUCCGGCCGCCGCAACUUCACUCGGAUUCCUUUGGGCGAGACAGGUAGGGUGCAGGCGGUCGAGCAGUCCAGACACAUGCGUCACAUGCGCUAAUGCGUGAUGUCUCCGUGUUUGUCUGUCUCCAGGUAUGCGGUUCAGCUACUACUACGAGCAGCCGGCUGAGGAGGAGCAUACUGGUUCAACAGGUGCUUCAACUGUCGCGGGAUCGGGCACUUCCACUACGAGUGCCCCUUCCCGCGGCAGCCGCGCCGCCACCACGUCCACCCUCGCGCGCGCCGCCAGUGAGCGUGUCUGCGUCCUCUCUGGUAAUCGUAUAGCCAUCCCCGUGCAGCCCCCAGCCAGGCCCCCAUAUAUCGUCUUUCUCGCACGACCACACCAAACACACGGCUCACACAUGAGCAGAUCGACGUGCAUUCAUUCUACGUUUGUGUGUGGGUGUGUUUGCAGGUCAACGAGCCCUCUCGUGUUGGUGGUGACGGCGGCCAGGUCGAGAAUCCUCCGGCUCCUCCCGUGUUGGUACGCGCCACACACUCACUCACACACAUGGGCAGAUCGACGUCCAUUCUACGUCUGUGUGUGUGCAGGUUCGUCCAGGCUACAACGCCACCAUCAAGGGACCUAACAGCCAUGUAGGCGAACAGAAUGAGAGGCGGCGGCACAUAUACAAAACACAAUCUGAUCUGCUUGGUCCGUGUGAACAGGCGUUUCCCCUCUUCAAUCCCGCCGUCAACUUCCAGCGCGUUCGUCAUCAGGUAUGUGUGGUGGUAGCAAAGAUGAGAGUCUAAAGUGUGCAGGACAUUUCCUUUGUCAUUCCUGGUGUUGUGCAGGAUCACCACUGUCGCCAGCCGCCCUACAAGUUCAAUAAGUGCCCGCGACAGUCUGCGGCAGCCAUCGGUCAGCGAGACAGAUGCAGAGAGAACCAUUAGAACAUGAUCAUUCCUGGUUUCUGUUUGCCUGUGCAGGCUGCCGCCUGACUUACAGGGAGGAGCUGGAGGACUUCUGGAGAGGGCGGUGCUACCACUGAGAGCGAUUCGGCCACCACGCGAACCACUGCUGGCAUCCCCCGGUUCCGCCCCACCUCCGCCACCCCCGGCCCCCCGCCCGCUUUGGCAACUGACAUCAUCAUGGGUCAACAAGACGGUAAGCGAAGACGUACGUACUAACCCGACCAACGUCAUCUUGUGCAACAGCGUACGCGUUCUCUUCUCUCGGUGGCUGGGUGGUGUGCAGAUCGCUGGUUACAUUCUAUAUUCGAUCGACUGAUGACAA
This is a messenger RNA of Vitrella brassicaformis, 3247 nucleotides long. NCBI's taxonomy places the organism in Eukaryota, Vitrellaceae. The record is from the annotation of a GenBank genome assembly.